Messenger RNA from Hemibagrus wyckioides, 4013 nucleotides. RefSeq lists its product as uncharacterized. The coding region runs from base 78 to 2627 and encodes 849 amino acids. The record is from RefSeq and is a predicted model, not a curated record. Gene Ontology annotation, molecular function: phosphatidylinositol binding. The transcript is spliced from 16 exons. NCBI's taxonomy places the organism in Eukaryota, Metazoa, Chordata, Actinopteri, Siluriformes, Bagridae. Gene Ontology annotation, cellular component: intracellular membrane-bounded organelle; early endosome membrane.
CCGGAAGUGUCGGUUUAGAAAGGCAGAGUCUGGGCAGCCGUCUUUCAUCAAUUUAAAAAGAAAGAGAAAAGGAGGAAAUGUCUCAAUGGUUUUAUGUGUUUGCUGUCGGUUUAGGCUUGUUGUGGUAUUUUUCAGAGUUCGGACAAUUCUUGGUCCAGGUGUGUUGCAGUGCCCUGUGUUUUCUUACAAUCUUUCUAAUUGGAGGUAAGAGCAAACUCUGUGAAAGCAGCACGCAAACGGAAAGAGUCGCUGAUGAAGAUAUAUCACAGUUACGGCACAAAAGUGAGACUGGCCAUAUAGUUGGCAGUGAUGAACCAGACACAGCAAUUCGGACUGUACAGAAAGCAUCACAGCAGUCACGGUUUCCAAAUAUCCAGAGGUCACUUCAGCACAUGUUUAAGUGUGUUUACACUCAUCUGGUCCUGCCAUGGAGCACUUUUCCAGAACUUGGAAACAAGCAGCCUCUACACACAGCAUUUCUCAAAGAAUUCAACUUUGUCAUGGAUGAGAUCAUUUGCAAGGCCAAGGACAUGGAUCUGUCAGUUACUGCUCUUGGCUGCAUACAGAUCCUCACCAAGCACCUUCACAACACAAAGCAGUCAGAAGGGUCCCCUGCAUUCAGUUCUAAAGCUGAAGAGAUUGCUGAAGUUAGGGAUUUCUGCAGUGUCCUGAUACACAACCUUUUGCCAAAACAUCUCUGGGAACCAAAUGUCUACUACUGUGCCCUACAAGAAAUUCUGGCUUUGAAAGUGCUGGCCUUAGUGACAUUGCUCUCUGACCCAGACAACGUGAACCACCUAAUUGUUUCUCAGCUAGACCAAACACAGAUGGAAAUCCUGAUAGAGGAAACUCCUGACCAGGACAGGGACAUUCUUUUGUCACGUCUGAGUGAGAGUAGUGAUGCGCUGCACAGUGAGACAGAGGACCAUCCAUGUGAAGAACACAAAGCUAAAAAGAAAGCCAAAAAAAUUAAAGAGAAAUUUUCUCAGGUUUUCAGUUUUGUAAACCCGAAGAAAACCAAAUUAAAGAGUAAUAAGAAAAAAGUAAGAGAGAAGCCUAUGUCAUACCGCAGGCCUGCAUUAAUAGAGACUGAUUGUACAAACAGCAACGAGGGCUCCAUCUGUGAAAGUAUCGACGAUAAUUUGGAAAGUCUUACAUUGUUCAUAGAGGAGGAGAUGAUGGAAUUUAAGCUUUCCUACGAGAUGUGGAGGGCUGGAAAUUGGGCAGUUACUGUCACUAAUGUCCAGAUGGAAGAAGAUGAGUUGUGUUUCACAUUUCAUUUGGAGGAUCGCAACAAUCCUGAGAACUUCCACUGGGAUGUGAAAAGGAACCAGUCAGUCGUAAUCGAGUUUUAUUAUCAAUGCAAGAAAAUAGGACACUUGCCCUCUUUAAUGACAAUAGCGGAGAAGCCAAAAGCAGAGUGGAAUAUGGAAGAAGCACGAACAAUUUUGGAACAAUCCUUACAAGAUCUGGUGGCGAAUGAAGAGUUUGGCAACUCUGAGCUUGUGUUCAAGUUCCUUGGUCCACUUGACUGGAUACAGCAUGAAGAAGAGCGUGAUAAAGGGGUGUGGUUUCUUUUGGGGGAAAUUGCAUCCUUCCUUACUCCUGGCCAAGACGAUGAUGAGAUCAGUAACCUUAAAGGGGACGAGAAGGAACAUGAAGUCGUGCAUGAAUGCAAUACAUCAGAGGCAACACCUCAACUGGACUUGGAGGCUACCCAGCCAAUGUGUACAGACACGUUAGAGAGUCAAGACAAAGAAAGUGAUGAUGAGUUAGAAGCAGAUGGAGGAAACGUACACACACUUGAUCAGAUGCCUACCUGCACGACUGAACAACAAAACACAGAUCACACUGCUCAUCCUGCUGAAAUGAAAGAUGUUCAGCUAAAUAUAGCACACUUUGCUGCAAGGACAAAAUACCUUAAAUUCGAACAUAACUUUAAACAACGGGCUGCAGCCUGCAGUGCAUCAGAAAGUGAUGAGGAUCGUUCAAUCCAUUGCUCAACUGAUACUCUGUUAAACUGCAAAUGUACUGGAAAUAUAAGCAAGGAGGAAAAUCUGCCUCAGAGAAAACCAUCAGACACAGACAAACCUGAAAAGAAGGGAAAAAACCCUCAUCUUGAAGAACAGAUGUUGAGCCAGUCAUCAGGAGAGAAAAAAAUAUCCAUCUCUUUGGAACAACCUGAGGCCAAUAAAGUGAUCUUCGAUUUACUGAAAGAAAUUUCUGGAAAUUCAUACACCUUUAAACUCAUUAAGGCUGUUGUAACACCAUUCACACCACUGAUAAAUAAGAAAUUGAAUGCAUUUUUAAACAAGAUGAAUCCUUCAGAAGCUCAGAUUGCCUCCUACAUCGAUAGCCUUUGUGAGAACAUAUGGCCUGACCCGGCUGUACCGCAGCCACCACCUCAAAGCAGUGACAAGAAUGAGAUCAAGCAGAAAGCAAUGCAGAUCAUGACUUCCAAGUUUUCAGGCUUAGCAGUCAUCAACAAAACCAAUGUGGAGAGCAUUUUUAAGACCUUUCAGAAUGCAGAAGAAAACAAGAAGCUGGUUUAUAUGUUGCUGAAGUAUCUAUUGAGAAGGUUCUUGCCUGGAGAACCUGGUUUUAAUGUGAUGUCCAAGUAUAUGUGAAGCCUAUUAUUUAAUAUCAACAAAUACUACUUAAGUCAUUAUUAGAUGCCUUGUUCUAUUUUAUAUACAUUACUUGUGUGUGAACUUGGUGGUCCAAGACCACCUACAAAUGAAUCAGAAUAUAUGUCCUAUUGAAGACUUUGAUCAGUGGCACAGCAGUGGCACUCAGGGAGCUCAACUUGAUGUAGCAAGCAGUAUUUGUUUUGGUCAAAUUUGACCCAUUUUAAAAAAGUGACCGCAUUAAAACCAUCCUAAAUGCAAUCUUUUUUAUCCUUAAAUUUGAUUAGCUUUCCUAAAGUGACCCAAAAUGUACAAAAAUAUGUACACUUUUUGUACAGGUGCUACAAAUUUUUGUACAUUGAGGUUGUUCUGUGUCAAAUUUGACCUGUUCUAUUGACCUGCACUUUGGAACAACCUCCACCAACACAUUAGGUCUGCUUCAUCUAUUACAUAAUGUUUAUUUUGAUUAUUUCUAUUUUGAUAAUCAUGCUGCCUCCUAUUGCACAGCACUUUGGUCAACUCUCAUUGAAAUGUGAUCUAUGAAUAAACUUGACUUGAAAUGGAUUUUAGAUCCAACUGUAUGGGCCAAAUCAAGGAAAAUAGUAAUUUUAUGGCAUCUUGAAACUGAAACUGUACAUGCCAUGUCUGUGCAUAUUUUUUUAAACAGUGAAUGAGUAAAACAGCAUAGACAUGAUCUUAUAUAGUGCACAUAAAGAACAGUUAUAUGCUGCCUUAAUAAUCGUGUUUGAAAUGAACAGAAGGACUAAAAGGAUGACCUUUGACCUUUAACUUCUUUGCAUUUCAUGAGCUUAGUCAAGUGCUCCUGGAACUGGGAGACAGACACUGUGAGGCACUCCUUUAUGACUCCUUUUGGCAACAUCACCUUCCUUGCAUAACAGCACUGGUAAGGGCAAGUGAAGCGAAGUCAAGUAGUACUACAGAUUCCAUUUACUUUAAAACAUUGUGGCCUACAAGAAUAGCCCCACUAGACUCCACUACCCGCAACACACCUGACUUUUGUCAAAGGAUUUGAUUACACCACAUUGCCCAAUGUGUCAUUCACACCAUGCAGCUUUAUAAAUCACUUUUAGUUUCAGCCUUACUGUGAAGUAUAUGUUCAGUUUCCAUAGUGUCCUGGAUAUACCAAGCCUUUGAUAUUGGUUGAUCUCUUUGUAUCAUGACCUUUAUGGUUUUUGAUUUCACCUAUUCCUUGUUACUCCGCUUACUGGUCACCUUACCUGUGACGGUUCAUAUUUUGUUGAUUUUGCCUGGCAUUUUGGACUGUUUACCAGUGUAAAUAGUUUUUUUUUUACCUGUACCUGCAUCCUCUUCAGCAUUAUUGUUCAAGUUUGGUGAUUGUAAUGGUUAUAAAUUGUUAUAUAAUAA